AUGAGCAACGCAAGCGAUCAUGUCGAUGUCUUGAUCAUUGGUGCCGGGCCAGCAGGGCUUACCACGGCGAACUCCUUCAACGGCAGCAACUGUCGGGUGCGACUGAUCGACUGGAAGCCGGCACCGCUCGAGACCGGCCGAGCGGACGGUCUGAAAAGCAUCUCGCUCGAAGUGCUGGAUUCCUUCGGGAUUGGCGACCGAGUCCUCAACGAUUGCCAGCCCUGCGAAGAGAUCGUGCUGUGGAAUCCGGGCAAGGAUGGGGUGAUUGCCCGGACCAUGACCAUCCCCGAUAAGGUGGAGGAGCUGGGACAAAUUGAGCGCGUCAUGGUGGAAAAUCUCUACAGACACAAAACCGUCCAAGUCAAUUGGAACACCCAGCCCGUCCGCUUGCACAUCGCCCCUGUGACGAAAGACGAGCCCGAGGCACAUCCUCUCACCAUCACGGUCCAGAACAAGGAGACCCUCGGCCAAGAGACGAUACGAGCGAAAUAUGUGGUUGGAGCGGACGGUGCGCACAGCUGGUUGCGCAAGUAUCUCAAUAUCGGGUUCUCAGGGGAUGUGACCGACUCCACCUGGGGGGUGAUGAACCUGGUGCCCAAGACCGACUUCCCGGAUAUUCGCAAGGUGUUUGUAGUCCAUUCCAGGGCGGGGACCGUCAUGGGCGUCCCACGGGAGGACAAACUCGUCCGCUUAUACAUCAGCAUGGACGGGGGCAAUCGGCACACAUCCAUCGACGCCAAGAGCAUCACGGCAGAGAAUCUCCUCCAGGCCGCCCGAGCCAUCCUGGCACCGUACCGCCUGGAUGCUGCGCGGAUCCCAUGGUGGUCGGCGUACUGCGUCGGGCAGCGAGUGGCCGAUGAAUUCGCCCGUCAUAACCGGAUCUUCCUGGCCGGAGAUGCCGUUCACACCCAUUCCCCCAAGGCAGGUCAGGGGAUGAACACCAGCAUCCAGGACGGAUACAACAUCGGCUGGAAGCUGCGGUAUUGUCUGGAGCAAAAGGCGAGCCCGGCCCUGCUCUCCACAUACCAGACCGAGCGUCGGCCCAUCGCGCAGGCGCUCAUUGACUUCGACCGCAAGUACCUGGAGUCCUUUACCCGCCGGGAUAUCACCCACCAGGAGUUCCUGGAGGCGUAUCUGGCCGGGCAGCGAUUCACGACGGGGAUCCAGAUCCAGUAUCCGCCGUCGCUCAUCGUGACAGCAAAACACCUUCACGCGCCGUCGCAUCCGCUCGCCACGAACCUGGCCCCGGGCAAGCGUCUGCCUGACUUCCAGAUGGUCAACCAGUCCGACGCGGUGCCGAUCCAAGCCUACCACCGAUUCACCAGUGACGGCCGGUUCCGCCUUCUUGUGUUCCCCGGCGACAUUUCCCAAGCACUUGCGUUCGGCCGCUUCAGUCGCCUGGGAGACUGGCUCACCUCCCACCUGCCGCCCAGCUCCGGUCUGGAGAUAAUCACAAUCCAUGGGGCGCGGCGCGCGGAUGUCGAAUUGAUGGAUCUUCAUCCAGCCUUCCGGCCGUGGAGCGACGAAGAGGGGUGGAAUUACUGGACGGUGUAUGCCGACGACGACAGCUACCAUAAGGGUCACGGGCAUGUGUAUGAGCGCUGUGGAAUCAGCAAGGAGGAUGGCGUUUUGGUGCUGUUGAGACCGGAUGGAUAUAUCAGCCUCAUUGCCUCUUUCGACGAGACACACGAAUUGAUCGACUUCUUCGAUGGACUCCAGUCAGGACCGAGGACUGUGCCGCAGCCGGAGCGAAGGGCGAACUUGUAA
Messenger RNA from Aspergillus fumigatus Af293, 1767 nucleotides. The record is from RefSeq and is a predicted model, not a curated record. Lineage: Eukaryota; Fungi; Ascomycota; Eurotiomycetes; Eurotiales; Aspergillaceae.